AUGUCAGAAUCUACUUUAUCAACUAAAGGCGACAGUAAUAAAUCAGUUUCAUCACCCAUAACUUCUAAAUCUCUAUUUUCGUUCUUUGGCUCACAUUCUAAUCAUAGUCGCCAAUCUUCACAGCAACUUAGUUCUUAUGGCAACGCUUACAGUAAAAAAGAUAAAUUAGUUCACCGUCAUAGUUUUACCCCUUCUAUAGAAGUUAAAGAGACGCACACUAUGUACAAGGACUAUGACCCUAAUACAGGAAAUAAGAUGAUUAACAAGUAUAUGCUAGUUAGAGAAUUAGGCAGAGGAGUGCACGGAAAAGUAAAGUUAGGAAAGGAUUUGGAUUUAGGUGAAUGGGUUGUGAUUGAUCGGGUUACUCGUCGUCGUUUAGGACAACGUAACGAUCUUACAAACGAACAAAAAAUUCGAAAAGAAAUUGCGAUACUGAAAAAAUGUAUCCACCCACACGUCGUAAGAUUAAAAGAAGUUAUUGAUGAUCCGAUGAGCAGGAAGAUUUAUAUGGUAAUCGAAUACAUGGAAGGUGGAGAAAUACAAUGGAAAGAUGAAUACGAUCGACCUAUUAUGAGCGUAGAGGGGGCAAGACGAAUUUUUAGAGAUGUUGUGUUAGGUUUGGAAUAUCUUCACCAUCAAGGAAUUAUACAUCGUGAUAUAAAACCAGCCAAUCUGUUGCUUACGGGCGAUAAUGUAGUUAAAAUUUCCGAUUUUGGUGUAUCACAUUUUAGUCAAAAAAAAUCAACAUUAACUUUACAUGGAAAGAAUCAGACAAAAACUUCGGAAGACUCAGAUUUAGCAAAAACUGCAGGAAGUCCAGCCUUUUUUGCUCCAGAAUUAUGUUUUCCCGGUGACUUGUUACAAGAUAUGUCGCCUGCUUCGAUUAUCUCAGAAAACACAUCAUCAAAUAACUCCGUCAAUAUGCGGACACAACGACCUCCUAUUACAAAAGCAAUUGAUAUAUGGGCACUUGGUGUGACUCUUUAUUGCUUUAUUUUCGGUCAAUGUCCCUUUAUAGCUGAUACAGAAUUCGAGCUAUUUUUCAAUGUUAUACCAAAGCAGCCUUUAGGAUUUCCUGAAGGCAUGCCAAUAUCGGGUGAUUUAAGGGAUUUGCUUAUGAAGUUAUUAGAAAAAGAUCCAAAGAAACGAAUUACUUUGGAAGAAGUCAAGAAACAUCCAUGGGUUGUGGCAGAUAUACCAAAUCCGGAGAAAUGGCGCGAAGAAACAGAUCCAAAGAAAUAUAAAGCUGUCACAGUAUCUGACGAAGAAGUCAAAAGCGCCUAUACUUUGAAAGAUCGGUUAAAAAAGAAAAUUCGAAAGAUUUCAUUAUCGCUUGGAAACCUUACCAUAGGAAGUCUUCGUAAACGCUCCAAAUCUAUAUCAGAAGAAUCAUCAUCACCUAUGGGUUCUCCCGUCUGUUCACAUAAAACUCAUUAUCAAUCAUCAUCAUCUCCGAUCAAUAUUCUUCCAUCUGACGAAAAUCAAACAUUGCAAGUAGCACAUCAACGUCAUCAAAGUCUUUAUGGUUCUAGCUUUCCUGAAAUAUACGCACGUCAAAGACAAAAGGAUAUUGAAAAUUAUGUUGAUGAUGAUACAAAUUCACAACAAUGGGAUAAGGCAGAAUAUUAUUUACCGAGAAAUUCAAGACAAUUUGCAAUGAAAAGACUUUCGAAUAAUUCACAUAGUUCCUUAAAUAAGAGUUGGAUUUAUGAAGGAGAAGAUAAAGAGGAGAAUAUAAUAGCACAAGAUAAAAACAUUGAAAAUGAUUCGUUAAAUCAUAAUAAAUCACGUAUGGACAAUGGAAAAAAUAAAUUUUUGGUGGUAAUUAAUAGAUCAAAUCCAAAUUUAUCUAAUAAUAAUAAUAACACGACGAAUGCUUUGGUACAACCAUCACAGACUGAUCAUGGUUUAGAAACAACUAGUAGAGAAAACAUAGAGAUCCUUGAUACCAUGGAUAGUGAUGAGGAAGAUGGUGUUGUAUUUGGGGUCAAUGCUUCCCGUGGAUGGUAUACCCCACAAGUUCUUAAUCCGAACACUUCAAACGAUUCAAAUAAUUCGAACAAUUCUAACGAUGCCUGUGCAUCGCAUGGGGAUACAACUAAGAACAACGAUAAGUCGCCAUCAGGAAAUCCAAAAGGAGGAGGAAAAGAUGGGAAAAGUCCAGACGGAGGUGAACCAACCCCAAAGGAAGGUGGAAAAGCUCCUGACGGAGGUGAUGGAAAAGUUCCAGGUGGAGGUGCCCCAGACGGAGAUGGUAAGGCUCCUGGCGGAGGUGGCGGAGGAGAUGGAAAAGCUCCCGGAGGAGGAGGAGGAAAUGGAAAUGGAAAGGCUCCCGGGGGAGGAGGAGGAGAUGGAAAGGCCCCUGGUGGAGGUGCGCCAGAUGGAGAUGGAAAGGCUCCUGGUGGAGGUGCGCCAGAUGGAGAUGGAAAGGCUCCUGGUGGAGGUGAACCAACUCCAAAGGAAGGUGGAAAAGUUCCCGAAACAGCUUUUCUUGGCUAUGCUCUCUUUUCAAAAGCUAAAAUCGCAACAGCAAAUACACAAGUUAAUGGUUUAAUGACAUUCUUUCAACCGCCGGAUGGAGAAAUCACAAUUUCAGGAAAGAUAAGUGUCCUAUUAAAUAAAUUGGAUGGAAAUUAUAAAUUUGUUAUUAUGGACGAAAAUCAAGUUCUGUAUGAUUUUACUGGACAAUUUGUUCCAAUGUUUUUUGGACAGGCUACAUUAUUUAGCUUUACUUUAAAUACGGUUAGAUUAGAUGGAGCUGAUUCUAUUGUUGGAAAAUUUUUUACCAUUUAUGAAUCUGAUGUAAUACUUACUUAUGGUCUUAUAGAACAGGAAUUUUAA
Messenger RNA from Funneliformis geosporum, 2841 nucleotides. The record is from the annotation of a GenBank genome assembly. Lineage: Eukaryota; Fungi; Glomeromycota; Glomeromycetes; Glomerales; Glomeraceae.